AUGGAAUCGGAAUUUGUAGCUUUAGAUAAAGCUGGUGAAGAAGCCGAGUGGCUAAGAAAUUUUUUGGAAGAUAUUCCUAUAUGGCCUAAGCCUGUGACGGCUGUUUGUAUACAUUGUGAUUGUAUGGCUGCUCAAGCAAGAGCCAAAAAUAAUGUAUACAAUGGAAAGUCUAGACAUAUUAGACGAAGGCAUAAUACAAUCAAGCAGUUGCUCUCAAAUGGAAUAAUUUCUAUUGACUACAUAAAGUCAAGACAAAACCUUGCGGAUCCGUUUACAAAAGGCUUGUCAAGAGAGCAAAUCAAAGUAACAUCGAGGGGAAUGGGAUUGAAGCCAAUUCAAUAA
Molecule: messenger RNA, 342 nt
Organism: Prunus armeniaca (apricot)
Lineage: Eukaryota; Viridiplantae; Streptophyta; Magnoliopsida; Rosales; Rosaceae
Source: the annotation of a GenBank genome assembly